UCGUCCUCGUCACUUUUUCCUCCGACAACUUCCUUUUCGUUCAGCCCCAGGCUUUUGUACUUUUGUGAAAUUGAUAGCUCCGGAUUGUGCAGGAUUCCUUGAAUCUCUUUCACCUCACUCAGAAAGUCGUCGUCCUCGUCAUAAAGCCCAAGAACGAGACGUGGCGAUGGAAGACCUGCGAGAUCUGCUCCUUCAUCCAAUACGGUCUCAUCCUUGAUUAUCUGCUUCUGAUGAUCACUUCUGAUAUUAUGUUGCUGAUCUUCCCAUGUGACAGUCUUCCUCCUUUCCCUCGGUAUCGUAAAAGUGUAGUCGUUGUUGUCCAGCACUUUUCUCCUGAGUGGAACGUAACCAAAGUGGGAGGGGUCGUUAAGAAAUGCAAUUUUCUUCUGUGGGUUCUUUGGCAUCUUUAAAAUGCUGGGUCUUUGCUGUACUUCAACGUAGAGAGUCUCAAACUUGGUCGUUGUCUUUGGUGAACGCCACGACGUGCUUUUGAUAUGAACAUGGUCGAAUGGGAUCUUGAGACUUCAUCACUCUUGCCUUUUUCCUUCGGGUAGGGAGAGAAAAAAAUACUCGACAAAGCUCACGGCAUCUUUGGUACCAUUGACAACGUGGUUGAACCAUUUGAGAAUACCGGCAAAUCGAGUGAUAUGCAGUCCGCUUGAUCAAUAAAAGUUUAAUUGUACCUUCAAAAAAUGCUGGAGAAGGUUGAUCCAAACGGGAGCGAGUGCAACAAUGAAGAUACUAGAGUUCCAAAAAAGAUAUCUUUGCGCAAGAAGUUCGACAUCCCUUUGGAACACUUGGACUUUGCCUAUGUUCAAAAAUGCACCGAUGUUCGAGAACUGGAGAAAAUCUUGAAGAUCUUAAGAUCUGGUGAGGAAGGUUAUUUCCCACAACUGAUUUCCUGUGUGGAGGAACGCAUUAAGACGUUGGAUCCGGGGAACCAUCUCCUCCGUGUCGACAUUCCUGUCCUUUACCCCGCAGAUUUGGAUAAGGAGGAAAGAGAACACAUUCUCAGCGACAUUUCUGAGUGGGUCCACACAAUGUCCACGGCGUCAAAAUCAGCGAGGAAUCCUGUCCCAAAGAGCAUAUUUCAGGACGAAGGUCUUGGCUCGUACUUUGGUCAAGGUGAUGGUCAAACUAUCCCCAUUCGAGGGCAGGAUAGGCAAGAAGCAUCCGCCAACAAGAUCAGUCAUGAAAGCAACACCAGCAGUGCGGAGACCACAAAGUCGCAGUGUCAGAGGAAUUCCCAACGCAUAAAAUCCUGGGAAUAUGAGAAAUGGGACAAGUUUGACGUGGACGAAGAAUUGGCACGGAUGGAAGUGACAGACAUGCAAGUUGCAGAAUGGGAGAAAGUGAGCAAACCAAAAAUCCAACUGCAGCAGAAAAAUGUGGAGAAGCUGAUGCGAAAUGAGACUGACAAAGUACAGACUGCUGCUAAAUUUGACACUAAUGUGACUGCAAACAUAAUCGCCCACUCUUCGUCGUCAUCACGAUCCCCGUGGGAAGUUGGUCGGCCUUCAUUCGUGGAAGAACUCUCGGGGGGACCAGAGUCGUCACCUGUCCCCAUCCAGCCAACGACGACGACGACUAAACCAUCAUUGUCCGCCACCCAACCAAAGCAGCAGCAGCAACAUCGUCGCGUCCGCAUACAAAUUGAAGACGUAAAUAUUCCAUUUUAACUGGAGUUGGAAAUGUUCCUUGUACCCAAUUGCUUCCUUUAAUUCUUUCAUUUUGUGAUGAUGACGAUGACGAUGUGCGAAUAAAUUGGUUCCGCUCCAAUGUUCUCAAUAAAUGGGGCGGUACAAAUCACUCAAUUCUUGACCCUAAUCACCUGCUCCUUCUGAGAAUCCUUUGUUGUUUGUUGGCUGACUCACGUCACAAGGUCAGCACUGACCCCAAAUACUAGUGCCAACCCAUUCCGCUAAUAUCCAACCAGCAGCCUGGAAUUGUGAAUGGAAAAGAGGAAAGCAAACUGGUGGAAUGUCUGCGUGUGUAUGUGAAAAAAAGAAAGUCGUUCUUUGUACUUUCUCCCUUGGUAGUGGUGGAAAUGGGCCCGUAUGACCAAUUAAUCAGCCGCACACACAUCGACGACCAUGAGAUGUAUACAUUUCCCUGUAUCGAAGCUAUGCAGCAGAAAAGGAAGGAAAUUAGGACUGUCAACUAUGCCAUAAAGGAGCAAAGUACGCGUAGGCUCGUACAAUACGAAGCGGAGAAGAAUGCUUUCCCCGGUCCUUGCAUAUUGCUCUCUCCGCCUUAAUAUGCUUCAUGUACGGUUAAAACGGUGGUGUUGUUGGUGUGUCGUUCAUUUUUUAAAUCUGGUUAGCAUGCAAACGCUCGAUUUCCUUGUGGAUCGAUUCCCCCUUUUUCAAGCCAACGACAAAGAACGCUUCAUUAUUUCCUCGCCUCUUGCUGCUAAAUCUCUUGCUCAUUUUCUAUGCCUUUCUUUUUUGGUGGUCUGGUGGAAUGCCUGCGUAUGAUGUAGGCAUGCACGUAUGUACAUAAGGUACGGAUGCAAAUAUGUACGUAUACAUAUAAUGCCCUGCCCGUGAA
Folsomia candida is the source of this 2550-nucleotide messenger RNA. Its product is annotated as sperm-associated antigen 1. The record is from RefSeq and is a predicted model, not a curated record. Lineage: Eukaryota; Metazoa; Arthropoda; Collembola; Entomobryomorpha; Isotomidae. Gene Ontology annotation, cellular component: mitochondrion; cytosol. Gene Ontology annotation, molecular function: heat shock protein binding. The coding region runs from base 693 to 1679 and encodes 328 amino acids. The transcript has 5 exons.